UUCUGAGCGUGGUGUGAGCAUGCAUUGAUGGAAGUGUAGGCGACAGCAGUGGGUUCAUAGCAGAAAGUCAGUUUCAACUUUAAUAUGGGUGUUGUCACUCCAUAAUAUCAAAAUGAAUUUACUUAACUGUAUAAUCUUCUACCCCUCAGCCGUGAGAAUCUGGGUUGUUUUGAUUGCUAUGGCCUUUGGGCCUUGAUCCAAAGACCACUGAAGUCAAUUGGAGACCUUCACAUUUGAAUUGGGUCCUAGAUGUUGUCUUUUUGUUUUUUCCUCCCCCACUCCUGUUGCACAACUCAAGCUACGGCAAAGAUGAAAAUUUCCUCAUUCGGCUGCAGCUCCAGAACCAGCUCCACUCAGAUGAGUUUGAUCAUUUUCCCCAUUAUUUGUCAUAUCUGGAAGCUGGAAUCAGCCCAGUUCGCAGUGGUGGUCCCUGAUCAUUCGGUCACUGCUAUCGUGGGUGAGGAAUUUGUAUUACCCUGUCACCUGUCCCCCAGGAUGAACGCUCAAAACAUGGAGGUGAAAUGGUUACGACCUCAUCUCUCGUCAGUUGUGCAUCUGUACCGUGAUGGCAAGGAUCGGAAUGAGUCUCAGACCCUAGAAUAUCAGGGAAGGACAGAGUUUUUGAAAGACGGCCUCUCCACUGGGAGUGUCGACUUGAAAAUACACAAUAUCAGACCCUCUGAUGAAGGAUUGUACAGAUGCUUCAUUCGAUCAAGCACCUUUUAUGGAGGAGCCCUGCUGGAACUGAAGGUAGCAGGUUUGGGCUCUGAUCCCCACCUCUCUGUUGAGGGUUACCAGGAUGGAGGGAUCCAAGUGGUGUGCCGAUCGGCUGGGUGGUACCCAGAGCCCGAAGUGCUGUGGCGAGAUCUGGGCGGGCGACGUUUGCCUUCAGUCUCUGAAACAACAUCCCGAAGGGAUAACGGCCUGUUUGAAAUGCAAACUGCUUUCCUUAUCACAGAACAUUCAAACCAGAACUUGUCAUGUUGUAUCCGGAACACCUUCCUCAACCAAGAGAAAGAAUCGACAAUUUACGUAGCAGAUUCCUUUUUCCCCAAAGUCUCCCUGUGGAUGGUGUUUCUGUGCGUGAGCCUGGUGGUUUUGUUUGUUUCCAUUGGCCUGAGCCUCUAUCUCUGUAAAGUAAAAGAGAAACUUGUAGCAGAACUUAGAUGGAGAAGAGUCCUCACACACCCAGUGAAUGUGACUCUGGAUCCGGACACGGCUCAUCCCCGACUCAUCGUUUCUGAGGAUCGGAAAAGUGUGAGGCAGGGAGACAUCCAGCAGGAUCUGCCUGACAACCCUGAGAGAUUUGAUUAUGAGUGCUGUGUGCUGGGCUGUGAGGGAUUCACCUCGGGUAGCCAUUACUGGGAGGUGGAGGCAGGGGAUGGGAAGUACUGGGCUGUGGGGGUGGCCAGAGUGUCUGUGAGAAGGAAGGGAGAAUUCAUGUCUAACCUAAACCCUGAGGUGGGGAUCUGGGCUGUGAGGCUGUACGGGGGUCAGUACCAGGUUCUCACCUCCCCAAAGAUUCCCCUGACCCUGAGGCGCGGCCCCAGCAGGAUCCGGGUUUGUCUGGACUAUGAACGGGGGCAGCUGGCAUUUUUUGAUGCUGAGAACCAGGCCCAAAUCUUCACUUUCCCGCCAGCCUCUUUCACUGGAGAGAGAAUCCACCCCUGGCUCUGGGUCAGGGGGGGGUCCCAGCUCAGCCUAUGUCACUGAGGCACGGGGGGAAAUAUCCCACUGAAAUCAGAAUCCCUAGUGUCUAUGAGCUGGGAGGCUCCAUGGGGUCUCUGGACUGUAAACACCAUAGAGAGCAGGAUGUCAUCAAGAAGAAGACGCCAAGCUCAUUGCUCCAGUGAUUGUUCAGUGUAUUUGACUCUGUUCUGUAUGAUCCAGGAGGACUGUAGCCCAGAGACUGACAGCUGGGAACCCAGGGAAGGGGGAAAUGGAAGUGAAAAGGAAAGAGGAAAAGGAGGGUGACAGUGAAACUGGUAAAUCCUAUUGAAAGUGAUUGUGUCAUUCAUCACACAGUUCAUCCGCUUGCUGCUUUAGUUCAUGAAAAGGGGGGCCUUAAAAAUGCUUUGCACAAAUUUUGGCCACUUUUUCUUUUCUCGUUAUUAAAUAAUCCCUUCCUUGUUACAUGACGGCCUCAUAUUUACGGUAAACAAUUUUCGAUAAAUAGAGCGUCCCUGUCUGCUUGGUGUUUCUCUCGUUUUCAUGAGUUGUUUUUUUUCUUCUUGUGAAUUUUUUUUUGGCGGGAACAGGUAGCAUCAAGGGAUUUGAGCCCUCACUGAUCAAAAUGCCUCUAGGAAAAGCGUGCAUGUGAAUCGAAUGGGUCUGUCGGCAUUCCAAAGUGAUGCGUUGCUUCUACACUCUGGGACUUGUGAUUUCACCGGAGAAAAAGAUUUGCUCAGGUUGUGGUCACAUGUCAGUGUGCGCUUGUGACCCUUAAGCACCCCUGUAUUCACACCCUGUUGUAAUGAUGUUUGUCCAAAAGUUCCUUGUAAGAUAUCAUUUGAAAACUGAUAGCACACUGGUCAUCAAUAUCAUUGUAAAAUGCCUGUGUUAACCUUAUAUAUGAAGUUAUGAAUUCCAUCCGUACCAUGUUACGGUUAAGACCGAUGUUUAAGACCAGACAGCCUAACCUAGGUAAGAGUGUUUAAACAGGUCUGUCCUAUAUAAAAGAAUGUGGGUUUACCUACAUUUACAUAUUAGCCGUAAACAAAGCUAUCACACUAAGGGCUUGUCUACCCUACAGGGUAUGUCAGUAUAAGAUAUGGCACUCCGGGGUGUGAAUAAGCCACCCCCCUGAGUGACAUACGUUACACCAACCUAAGUGCCGGUGUGCACAGUGCUAGGUCGGCAGGAGCACUUCUUCCACUGACAUAGCUACCGCCUCUCGCGGAGGUGGUUUUAUUAUGCUGACGGGAGAGCUCUCUCCUGUCGGCAUAGUGUGUGUCCACCAGAUACGCUACAGAUGUGGCGCUGUAGCGCUUCUCGGGUAGACGAGCCCUAAAACAACAGCCCAAACUUGAGAGACUGAGAAUUAAUGUGGCUCCUGCACCCCAGAGAGACACACAUGAGACUGAAUCCCCAGAAGGCCUUCCUGACUUUGGGAACAAAGCCAGUUCCUUGGGAAUAAAAGGGCCAUCUUGAUCUUUCACCUAAGAAGACAAGGGAACCCAGCACCUCAUACUUCUGUGAAAGGUCCUGACUGAGAGACACUCAGCCGUCAUGGGCAAGGAAUAAUUGGAGGGAGAAACCAUCUUAAACAAAAAGUGUAACUUGUGAGAUUAAGUUUUAGCCUUUUAGAUGCGUGUUUUCACUUUUAUUUGCUAGGAGCCAUCUCUACCUCUGUUCUUUUAUUUAGCAUCACUUAACCUAAGU
Emys orbicularis (European pond turtle) is the source of this 3381-nucleotide messenger RNA. Its product is annotated as butyrophilin subfamily 1 member A1-like. The transcript is spliced from 7 exons. The record is from RefSeq and is a predicted model, not a curated record. Lineage: Eukaryota; Metazoa; Chordata; Testudines; Emydidae. Gene Ontology annotation, molecular function: signaling receptor binding. Gene Ontology annotation, biological process: regulation of cytokine production; T cell receptor signaling pathway. Bases 250 to 1713 code for a protein of 487 amino acids. Gene Ontology annotation, cellular component: external side of plasma membrane.